This is a messenger RNA of Fusarium pseudograminearum CS3096, 1512 nucleotides long. RefSeq lists its product as uncharacterized. The transcript has 3 exons. The coding region runs from base 1 to 1512 and encodes 503 amino acids. The record is from RefSeq and is a predicted model, not a curated record. Lineage: Eukaryota; Fungi; Ascomycota; Sordariomycetes; Hypocreales; Nectriaceae.
AUGGCCUCCAAUGGACUCUUUUCUUUCUCUCAAACAGAACCAUCAACGGACCUAUUGACAGGUUCGUCGUGGGCCACGACAGUAGAAGGACCACAGAACUUUCAUGAUUUCUCAGACAACGGAUCCACCCACUCUGGAGAAGCCGAGGAGUUCAUUUUCACAUCUGGCCAUGCCACACCCCGAGGAACCCGGGUCCAAUCCCAAGGAAACUGGUCCGCUUCAAGGACUGCCGCUUCAGUGGCCCAAGGUGGACAAGCCAUGUCCAGGGUCAGCUCUAGCAGGUCUAGCGGCUCCUCGCUAUCACAAUCAUCACAUCUGUCCAACAUGGACUUCUCAGGUAAUGCUUCUGCUCUUCAGACUGGAACUCAGACCGGAUCCAUUCAUGGACUUGAUACUUGCAUCCUGGACCCUGUCGAUGGUAUUUCUCAGAUGUACUGGCCCGGAUAUUCUCUUGAUGCUGCCUUGAACGGCGAUGCCACCUUCUCUCUGCCUGAUUCAAGCCCUCUUCAUGUUGUCCCCUCUCACAUGCAGCUUGGCCCUGUUGCCGAGAACUCUCCCCCUAGCCCUUGGGACUGCUUUUCUAGCUCCAUCUCCCGCUCAUCAUCUCCCAACACUAUUGAGGACUUGUGGUUUCCCAACCAGAGCCCCAACUCCUCUCCUCAGAUCCAGUGCCAGUCACCCAGCCUUGACAGCAACAUUCCAUUGAUCACCGAGGAUGUCAACGGAAAGGCCCUUUCCCCUCUUGAUGAAUUCCCUGCUGCCUCUGCCUUCACCGGACCCCGACGACAGAACAGUGAUGGUGAGUCCGCACGGGACCACGACCUUUACAAGAAGGCCGCUCCUUUUGAGGAUGGACUUUACCACUGCCCCUGGGAGGGACAACCCAGCUGCAACCACCGAGCCGAGAAGCUUAAGUGCAACUAUGACAAGUUCGUUGACUCUCACCUGAAGCCCUACCGCUGCAAGGCUGAGUCAUGCGAGGGCGCCCGCUUCUCUUCCACUGCUUGCCUGCUCCGCCAUGAGCGUGAGGCCCACGGACUCCACGGCCACGGUGACAAGCCUUUCCUUUGUGUUUAUGAGGGUUGUGAGCGUGCCGUCCACGGAAACGGAUUCCCUCGCCAGUGGAACCUCCGCGACCACAUGAAGCGUGUCCACAAUGACCACGGUAGCUCCAGUGGCUCACCUACAACCGGAUCUGCUCAGCCCGCCAAGGGACGUAAGCGCAAGACCGAGAACUCUGAGACUCAGACUUCCCACAGCCGCAAGGCGGCUGUCAAGUCGAUGCCUCCUCCCCCGGAGCCCAAGGAGAACUUGACCCAGCCUCUCAUUGACCAAUGGAUGGAGCACCACAAGGCUGUCCAGAGCCUCAUGCGAAAUGUUGUCAAGCCUGAGGAUGCCCAGAACCUUGAGCACAUCGGAACUAUCCAGAACCGUCUCAACUCUAUGAUCAAGCUUACUACGGACCUCAACGCCAUCAACAACCCCGGAAACACUCUGACUGGUACUGGCUGA